This is a messenger RNA of Mytilus trossulus (common blue mussel), 1166 nucleotides long. RefSeq names its product calmodulin-like. Gene Ontology annotation, cellular component: myosin II complex. The coding region runs from base 125 to 574 and encodes 149 amino acids. NCBI's taxonomy places the organism in Eukaryota, Metazoa, Mollusca, Bivalvia, Mytilida, Mytilidae. The transcript has 5 exons. The record is from RefSeq and is a predicted model, not a curated record. Gene Ontology annotation, molecular function: calcium ion binding.
UAAUUGUAUGGCGGUUAGCAAUGAAUAGUUUUAUCUUUGAAACAAUCUAGAUGUACAUUUAUGUGCCUUUGCUAAGGACGUAAAACCCCAGUCCGGUAGUCCGGUAGGGAAUAAAUAAUAUAGCAUGGCAGAACAGGGGCUUUCUGAAGAACAGAUAGCAGCUAUUAAGCAUGCCUUUGCUAUCUACGAUCGUGGUGGGGAAGGAGUUAUUCUUACAAGAGAGAUAGGAACACUCAUGAAAUCUCUGGGAUACAACGUACCAAAAGAUGAACUUGUUGAUAUCAUGAACGAGGUUGAUUUUGAAGGUAAAGGAACCAUAGGAAUACAAGAGUUUAUGUCAGUAAUGGUUAAUAGAUCAAAAGAAGAAGCGUUCUCUAAAAAGCUGAUAGAUGCCUUCCGAGUAUUUGAUGUCAGAGGAAAAGGUGUUGUUGACACUGAUGUUGUUCGCCAUAUAUUUUCUUCAAUGGAAGAAGAAAUGCCAGAUGAGGAAAUAGACGAAAUGUUGAAGGAAGCUAAAAUUGAUAGGGAUGGUAAUAUAAAGUAUGAAGAUUUUGUUAGACAGAUAGUUAGAUGAUAUGUAAAAAGUAACAGAAUCUUACCUAUAGAUAAUGCACAUUUUUAAUAACUGCCAAAACAUACUGGAUAUUUGACAGUCGAGGGAUAUUCCUAUGUAUAUGUACAUAUUGAGAUGCAUGCUGGUUGAUUUUCAUAGAAAUGCUAGCAGGACAUACAUAUACUGUGCUAUAAAUGUUAAUGCUAGAUGUUCGUUCUCAUAUAGGAAAUAUAAUUUUUUUGCAAGCUAAAACUAUGUUUUAAGCCUUAUACAUUACCAACCAUGCUCGGUACAGUUUAUAGUAUUGGCUCUUACAAUUUUGUAUGUCUUCAAUCCAUGUAUUAUUUUUUUCUGUUUUAAUGUAUGUUGUAUACUUAUUUGGUGGUACAUCUACAUACAGGCUCGUUUACGUGUUCAAACAUUUCCUUGAUAAAGUGUUUUGGAAGUUUAAAUAUGAUUCAAAAUGUUUGACAGAUUUGGAUGGUCUUUAGUUAAGUAGAACUAUUUCCUAUUUUCCUGUAAAAGAUUGCUUGCCUAUGACGAAUAAUGACCGAAGUUGGCGAGUUUGGGAAUGCAAGGUAAACAAAGCACAAUGGAAAUUAAUAAAAAGCAG